CCCGUCAAGACCCGGAGCCACCUAGCCACCGCGGAGCUACAGAGAAUCACCCGGGACUCUGCUUGACUCCGCAUCCGGGAAGCAACACUCUCCGUCUGGGGAUGCUCGACUUUUGAUCCUGCAGAGGAUGGGCACAGGUGACAGACUACUUGAUAUCCCGUGCAAUGUAUGCGGGGACCGUAGCUCUGGAAAACACUACGGGAUUUACAGUUGCGACGGGUGUUCAGGAUUCUUCAAGAGGAGCAUACACAGCAAUCGAGAAUACACCUGUAAGGCCCAAGGUGCGAUGAAGGGGCGCUGCCCCAUUGACAAGACACACAGGAAUCAGUGUCGUGCUUGUCGCCUAACCAAGUGUUUUAAAGCCAGCAUGAACCGGGACGCAGUACAACACGAGCGUGGUCCCAGAAAGCCGAAGCCCCUUUCGGUUUUAACGGACAAACGUCACCAGCAACAGUCGCCCAAUGGAGUCACGCGAUUAUCACCCCAUCCCGGUACACCAGGACAUCACGAUACAUCCAGAGUCGAGUUUAGAGCACAUAUUCUUGCUCAUCAAAGGCGACUCAGGUGCGAACGAAGGCCAUACUCACGGCCAGUCGCUCUUAUGCAGAAGCCAUUCGAAACCACUCCUUCAUCAGCUUCCUUGGUACCUCCACCACCUCCACCACCACCAUCACCACAGACAACAGCCCUGAAUCACUCAGCAGCUGUCACCCUAAGACCGCAGCCUCCUCUUCUACAGAUACUCAUGACUCCCGAGAAGUAUCAGGAAAUUAUGUGGAGCGCAAGAUUACGAUCGGAGUCCGAAGUUUCUCUGGAUCAAACGGAAACCGAAACCAGUCACAGUCCUACGGCGAGUUUACAAAGUCUCAGUCCUACUUGGGAAAUUUUACAGGAGACAACCGCACGAUUACUCUUUAUGGCCGUACGGUGGGUUCGAUGGUUGGCUCCUUUUAGAACACUAGCCGAACCAGAUCAGUUACUCUUGUUAGAAAGGGCCUGGACUCCUCUCUUUCUUCUUCAUCUGGCACAGUGGUCCGUAUCCUGGGACAUUUCAGGCAUCCUCGAGAGUAAACAUGUCCGUGGAAAAUUACCGUACGACAACGACGAGUCACACGGUGACCUCACAAAAAUUCUGCACAUAAUGCGUAAAUUUCGGCAAAUCGGUCUUGACACCAACGAAUGCGGGUGUCUCAAAGCUGUGGCUCUUUUUGCAUCAGAUACGCGAGACUUGAACGAAGUCGAGACUGUGGAUAAGCUUCAGGAUCAGGCUCAGUGCAUCCUCAGCGAUUAUAUACGAUCUCGUUAUCAAGAUCCUCACAGAUGCGGGAGACUUCUGAUGCUGCUGUGGAGUUUACGGACAGUCAAACCGUCGACCGUUGAAUUUCUAUUCUUCCGAGAAACCAUAGGAGAGAUACCGAUAGCGCGCCUCUUGCGUGACAUGUAUAUGGAAGGACACCAAGAGACAAACGAGAAUAAAGAAUUGAGAAGUAAUGCGGCUUCGGAAAAAAAAACUGAGCCCAAGAAUGGCGAGAUUCAAUCGGCAAUCUGGAUUCCUCAGCAUUAACAAGUGCGACCUGUGUUAUAGAGAUAGUCUAUUCGAUUUUCCUACAUAAUAUUCAAAGCGUCUUGCCGAAAAUCAGCCGACGAAAUGAAAUGCAAAAUAUUCAAAAGAAAAUACUUAGUAAUAUUAAAGAUGAUAACGAUUAUUCUUGAUGGUCGUUCAUUAAAAAAAAAAAGCGCAUAACUCAUUUUGUUUUCCAAAUAGGAGUCCAUAUUUGAAUAAUACAUAUCUCAUUCUCAUUCGGAGAGUCUACGUCAUUAUCGCCAUUGAUCUACACGAUAAUUUUUAUUUAGCGUAGAUGCAUCUAUUAGACGUCAUACAUGUACGCGUAUCGUAUAAUGAAAUGUUUCAUAUAUCCCAUUACGUCGUGUUAUUUUUAACCCUUAGAGGACGUGCAGAUUCUUUAACUUCUACAGUUUCUCGCUGGAGUUUCAAUACAUAUGCUAGAGUGAUACUGUAGGAAACAUAUGAGACCGAUGUAAAGGCAAACAAUCGGCUUCCCGUCUUCUAGAGGUUAAUUUAUUCCAUACAGUUAUGAAAAAUGACGACUAAGAGAACAGCGUUCAACUCCUUAGAAAUAUACACUGUAGAAUAAAAAUUCUUUCUCUGUAAUUCAUGCUGAUUGCUCAUUCCGCAAUUUGCAUUCAUAGAAAAUAAUUUAAUAAUUCUCUCUUUGAUCGGUUCUAGAUCUCAUUGUGUGAUCGUUAUUGUCAGUAGUACCGAAAUGAUCUGUAGAGAAUCAAUCAAUUAAUGGAUUCAUAUAUAUGUUGCACCUGUAUUCCGCAAUCUGUGAUAUUUUUGCGUAAACCCUAUAUUUUACACAGGAGAUAAUUAUUAUUUGUCCCUUAUUGGUUUAGCGUAAAAAAAAAAAUUGUACAUUUACCUAACUGAGGAGUAAUUUCUGCUAUGACCUAAUUUCAGCUAAUCGACACAGUGGGCCUAUCAAUGUUAUUUCUACUGGAAUUUAACUUGCUCUUAAUUACAAUGAAAUUCAAAGAACGUUUAUCGUUUUUAAUUAUGUAGAAAAUUACUCGCUCGGCUAUAUCAUACCAUAUAUGUUUAAGAUCUUAAAAGUUCGUUCCUAAUCGACUAAUAUUUCUUCCAAAGAAAUUUAGUUAUUCAAUAUAUAAUAUAUAUUGUAAGAUAUAUAUUAUUAAAGCAUUUUACAAUUUUCGUUAUCUAUUUUAUAUAGGUGGUACGUAUAUUUAAUGGUAUUAUUAGUUAUUAUCAUGAGAAACAAUACACUAACUGUGAAUAAAAGACUGUCUGCUAAUGAGCUAUCAGUUUCAAUUGGAUUAAUCCGAUUUUUUACGUUAUUUACGUAGUCAAUGUACGUACGUAAUGUAAAGUAGCUGUAAAUGUCUCUGCUGUAAAUCGAAUCAACUUAAUGUAUAAAUGUACUACGUAUUCAUGUAAUAUACAUAUGUUAUAUUUGCCUUA
This is a messenger RNA of Cephus cinctus (wheat stem sawfly), 3001 nucleotides long. Its product is annotated as nuclear receptor subfamily 2 group E member 1. Gene Ontology annotation, molecular function: RNA polymerase II cis-regulatory region sequence-specific DNA binding; nuclear receptor activity; zinc ion binding. NCBI's taxonomy places the organism in Eukaryota, Metazoa, Arthropoda, Insecta, Hymenoptera, Cephidae. Gene Ontology annotation, biological process: cell differentiation; regulation of transcription by RNA polymerase II; anatomical structure development. The coding region runs from base 128 to 1564 and encodes 478 amino acids. The transcript is spliced from 10 exons. The record is from RefSeq and is a predicted model, not a curated record.